UUGUCUCUUCAGAUUCGUUUUAUUUUUCAAUCGUUUCAAUUUCUAAAAAUUCUCCUCUUUCUCAACGCAAUCACCAAAUCCAAAUUUAGGGGUUUUUUUUUUCUCAUUCUUCGAUCGAUCUCUGGAAACUUGUUGAAUCGCGAAGAUGGCAUCAAACGGAUUCUUCUCUGCUCAAAGAAACGCACACCGUAACGCAAACGCUGGAACAACGUUGAAGAGACGAAUCGACAACAAUCGCGGUUACGGAAUCGGAGAUUUACAAGAGGAAAGGAACCGUUACGUGCCGCCGCAAAAACGUUUCAGAUCGCAAACGCAACCGCAAACGAAUUUCCGAUCUGGUCAUAUUCCUCUGUAUCAUCAUCAUGGUAGAAAUAAUAAUAACAUGUCUAGGGUUUCUUCUCAAUCAUAUAACAAUUACGGUGUUGAUGUGAUUGCUUCUAAUUCAAGUUUUCCAUUACGUAACAAUGAUUCUAACAUCAACAAUUAUCAGAAACCCUUUAUUGUUGGUUAUGGAAACCCUAAUCCCCAAAUUGUUCCUCUUCCAUUACCUUAUCGUAAGCUUGAUGAUGAUGAUUCGUUGCCUGAAUGGGUUCCGAAUUCAAGAACCCUAACUCCGAAUUUUGUACCAAACACUUAUGUUCAAAAUCCGAUGAAUCAUUCGAACAUGGUUUCAGUUGUGUCACAAACGAUGUCUCAUCAUCAACCAAUUGUUUUGAGCAAAGAAUUGUCUGAUUUACUUAGCGUUCUUAGGAAUGAGAAAGAGAAGGAAACUUCAGAAGCAAGUAAAAGUGAUUCAUUGCCCGUUGGAUUAAGCUUUGAUAAUCCAUCGUCGUUGAAUGUGCGACAUGAAUCUGUGAUUAAGUCUCUGUAUUCGGAUAUGCCGAGGCAAUGUUCGUCGUGCGGGGUUAGGUUUAAAUGUCAAGAGGAACAUAGCAAGCAUAUGGAUUGGCAUGUAAGGAAGAACAGGAUGGCUAAAACCACUAUGAGAUUGGGCCAGCAACCGCAGAAAUCGCGGGGAUGGUUGGUAAGCGCAUCUUUAGGAUGA
Molecule: messenger RNA, 1045 nt
Organism: Arabidopsis lyrata subsp. lyrata
Lineage: Eukaryota; Viridiplantae; Streptophyta; Magnoliopsida; Brassicales; Brassicaceae
Product: polyadenylation and cleavage factor homolog 1-like
Exons: 2
Coding region: 146-1045 (299 amino acids)
Biological process (GO): termination of RNA polymerase II transcription
Cellular component (GO): cytoplasm; mRNA cleavage factor complex
Molecular function (GO): mRNA binding; RNA polymerase II complex binding
Source: RefSeq, a predicted model, not a curated record